GAUGCGUGCCCAGCUGGACGGAGGGUAGUGAACUCCAGGUGCCUUUAGGAAUGGCUGCAAAAGCCCACACCUGGCAAUCACUCUCUGCCUGCCUCUCCCCGGCAGGUUGCAUUUGGGAGGCGCUCUGGUCAUCAGAGGAAUGAGCGUGGAGAGAGCUGUUUGCCAGCCCGCCAGCCCCUGGUGGGAAGCAGAGGCGAGGAUGGACGUGGUAGACAGCCUUUUUGUGAAUGGGAGCAACAUCACUUCUGCCUGCGAGCUCGGCUUUGAAAAUGAGACACUUUUCUGCUUGGAUCGGCCCCGGCCUUCCAAAGAGUGGCAGCCGGCGGUGCAGAUUCUCUUGUAUUCCUUGAUAUUCCUGCUCAGCGUGCUGGGAAACACGCUGGUAAUCACGGUGCUGAUUCGGAACAAGAGGAUGAGGACGGUCACUAACAUCUUCCUGCUCUCACUGGCUGUCAGUGACCUCAUGCUCUGCCUCUUCUGCAUGCCCUUCAACCUCAUCCCCAGCCUGCUCAAGGAUUUCAUCUUCGGGAGUGCCGUGUGCAAGACCACCACCUACUUCAUGGGCACCUCUGUGAGUGUAUCCACCUUUAAUCUGGUGGCCAUAUCGCUGGAGAGAUACGGAGCAAUUUGCAAACCCUUACAGUCCCGCGUCUGGCAAACAAAGUCGCAUGCUUUGAAGGUGAUUGCUGCUACCUGGUGCCUCUCCUUUACCAUCAUGACCCCCUACCCCAUCUACAGCAACCUGGUGCCUUUUACCAAAAAUAACAACCAGACCGGGAACAUGUGCCGCUUCCUACUGCCAAACGAUGUUAUGCAGCAGACCUGGCACACUUUCCUGUUACUCAUCCUCUUUCUUAUUCCCGGAAUUGUGAUGAUGGUGGCAUAUGGACUGAUUUCUCUGGAACUUUACCAAGGAAUAAAAUUCGAUGCUAUCCAGAAGAAAUCUGCUAAAGAAAGGAAGACAAGCACUGGCAGCAGUGGCCCGAUGGAGGACAGUGAUGGGUGUUACCUGCAGAAGUCCAGGCACCCCAGAAAGCUGGAGCUUCGGCAGCUGUCCCCCAGCAGCAGUGGCAGCAACAGGAUCAAUCGUAUCCGGAGCAGCAGCUCCACCGCCAACUUGAUGGCCAAAAAGCGGGUGAUCCGCAUGCUCAUCGUCAUUGUGGUCCUCUUCUUCCUGUGCUGGAUGCCCAUCUUCAGCGCCAAUGCCUGGCGGGCAUACGACACCGUCUCUGCCGAGCGCCACCUCUCUGGGACACCUAUCUCCUUCAUCCUCCUGCUCUCUUACACCUCCUCCUGCGUCAACCCCAUCAUCUACUGCUUCAUGAACAAACGAUUCCGUCUUGGCUUCAUGGCCACCUUCCCCUGCUGUCCCAACCCAGGUACCCCUGGGGUGAGAGGAGAGAUGGGAGAGGAGGAGGAAGGCAGGACCACAGGGGCGUCUUUGUCCAGAUACUCCUACAGCCACAUGAGCACCUCUGCUCCGCCCCCGUGAGCUGGGCCCGGGGCUACACAGUACAGCAGGAAGGAGGCCACGGGAGGAGGAGGAGAAAAGAAAGGAAAGGAGAAAGCAGGAGAAGCAGGAGGAGGCAGAAGCAAAAGAGAAGGAAGGCCCAGGUCCCCAAGGCCACCCUUUGUUGUCUGCAUUUUAUCCUUCUUCCAUUCCUAGAGAGGAAGCCCUGCUCCAAGGCUGUGACUUGGUUUCCAGGUAGUGCAGGCAGGAUAUUCUCGGAAAUGCCCACAGUCAGAGAAACUGAGGCAGGCUAGUGACAGGAGUCUACAGAGUCAUGCUGCAAAUCCAAUUGUCAAGCAUAUGUUCAAAUGCAGAUGUGGACCCUACAGAGCAUUAGGCAGUUCUGGAACACCCCACAUCACUCUCCAGAGUGACACCUUUCUAUAGUCUGCUGCUUCUGCUUGUGCAGAGCUGCGGGGGCUGCUGUGUCCCAGGAAGCCCACCGCUCUUUCGAGUACCUGCUCCAACCACCCGUCUUCCUGAGGCCGCGUACUAUGGCCACGUUCUGUAGGAAGAAACCAGUCUGGUGUUUUUCAUCUCGAACUUUGGUCGAAGGCAUUCAGAAACAUAGGCUUGUGUCAUCAUCGGAAUGACAGAAGGAAUGUCCUAAAGAAUGUCAUUAAGAGAGCUCAUACUUCUACAAAGAAAAGAGAUUAUAAGGUGAAAAGCUGCACGGAAUAGUAUCUCCCUGUAAGGAAUGCUAAGAGCAGCAGAUGGCGCAUUGCGAGUGCUUUCUGCUUCUCCUUUCCGUGGUGAUUUUAAACCCCAUUACUUCAAUGCCUCAACUUGAUUGCCCAUGUGUAUCUCCAGUUCCUCUUCUCCAGAAAGAUCUCCAAGUACAAAGGAGAGUUGCAAACAUUAUGUACCUAGCCACAAGUCUUAAACAGGUUUGAUCGGGUCCAGAAACGAAACUGGCAUAAAUGGACUCAAUUAACAAAUAGCUUUUGAAUGCCAAAACCAUCUGUGCUUUUAAAUAUAACUUAGUAUUUGCUAAUAAUUUGUUAAUUUUAUGUGCAUAUAUAUAAACCAACCAUAUAAUUAUGUUUUUUACACAUAAGUGUACUCUUUGGGGCAUUAAGAACAAAGAAUUCUCGAGAAAGGUUGGAAUUCAGCAAGUGUUACCCAUUUUAUGUUCCUGCAUAAAAAAAGGGGUUUUGUGUGACCUUUGUUUGCAAAAUUAAUUUGAGAAUCUCUCUCUACUAAAUUAGAAAUCUCAAGUUAAAGUAAGAUACAAGUUAUACAUUCAGAUACCAGGGAAGUUCCCUCUACAGUAUGUAUCAGUCCAAUCUGCCAAGAUUUUUUUUUCUGAAGAGCAACAUUGUCCUAUCUGCUAAAAUAAGUCAGUAUAGACCCCUCUGAUAGGAGCCAGUUUGCUUAAGGGUACAAGAAGUAAACAGACACAGAAAAAACAAAGGAAGUUUGUAGCUUCGUGCCUCCAAACACCUGAGAAAUGGGUUGUUUUCUGCUUGGCCCAUUGGGAUCAUCAGUACACUGACCUCAGCUGACAACUGUGGGGUGAUUUCAUCCAUCACCUCAAUCACCACCACCAAAUCUCAGUGUGGAAGGAAGGGGGAGUGACGAGAGGUGAUGGGGUGACAGGUAUUGUAUCAUUUCACAAGAUGCGGAUGUCACAUGAGCUUCCUAGUGUGUAACAGUCAUCAGCUAGGAAGAAAUGGAGAAUGUGACCAUUCCAGGGGACUUUUCAAGCCAGACUGUCCCUUCUCGGACCAGAUCUUAUUUUUCUUUUACCAACUAGCUCAAGGUACCUGAGGAAAAGUUUAACUAACUACAAGGCUCAUUGCCAUAAUUGUCGUGAUAAAAGGUAUACAAAAGAAACAUCAUCAGUAGUUCAGUGUGUGUUACAUUAGCUACAAUUUUCCUGCCAGAAGAAUAAGUCUCCCCCUCAUACAGUAUUAACAUAAUUAAAACAAAUCCCCCAGUUAAUAAGAACUUCUGGAAUUUCCCAAGAUCUAUUAGUCUAAAAAUAAGGUCCCCCAGCCUAGCUAAUGAAAGUACAAGCUCCAAACUAAUUCUCAUUUCAGAGAAGCAAUGAAAAAUUUCUAGCUUCACUAUGUCCCAUGCCCUAAAAUACAAUAUGUAUUUUAACUGGCAACCCUACUUCAAAAUAUUUAAAAAUAUGAAGUUGAUUUUCCAGAUAUAGCACAAUAAAACUCCUUUGCUCUUUAAUUUAUUGGAAGGUCUUUUGCUUAAUGAAAGUCUUUUUUUAAAGCAAAAAAAAAAAAAAAAACUAUUAACUUUCAGGAUCUGUGUCUGACCUUUGGAAGACUCUAGUUUUACUGACUUUUAAAAAAAUUAAUAUAAUAAUAUUCUCAUACUCUGUUAACUGGCUUUAUUUCAUGCUAAAGUAGAUUAGGUACUAAGUGGCCAUAGAGUAAAAAAAAAAAAAAAAAAAAAAAAAAGCAAGUAUCAAUUUUCUGGUAUUUUCUAGUGGCUUCUGGUAGUCUCCUCCAUUCCCUGAGUGGUAAAUGAGGACACUGGAAUGGAGAGUUGCAUCUUUGUCCUUUAAUUAAAUUGUGUGUAUCAGUGGCUUUUUGCAUCCCCAUCACCGUGGUAACCUCUCCUAAUAAACCUGUGGUGGUGAAUGAGCAGGCUCUGUGUUUCUAAGGCUCAGUUACACUCAUCCCUGUAUGCUUAACAGCUGUCCCCCUCCUUCAAGUAAAAUGCAAUCUUCAAGAGGUAAGCGACAGUGGCUGUGUUUCCCCAAUAACCCCCACAGCGGAAGUGCUCAAUAAAUGUUGUGAGUGACCAUUGUGA
Molecule: messenger RNA, 4285 nt
Organism: Cavia porcellus (domestic guinea pig)
Lineage: Eukaryota; Metazoa; Chordata; Mammalia; Rodentia; Caviidae
Gene: Cckar
Product: cholecystokinin A receptor
Exons: 5
Coding region: 140-1492 (450 amino acids)
Biological process (GO): neuropeptide signaling pathway
Cellular component (GO): plasma membrane
Molecular function (GO): neuropeptide receptor activity; cholecystokinin receptor activity
Source: RefSeq, a predicted model, not a curated record